Messenger RNA from Amorphotheca resinae ATCC 22711, 1120 nucleotides. RefSeq lists its product as hypothetical. NCBI's taxonomy places the organism in Eukaryota, Fungi, Ascomycota, Leotiomycetes, Helotiales, Amorphothecaceae. Gene Ontology annotation, cellular component: Mis6-Sim4 complex; kinetochore. Bases 20 to 976 code for a protein of 318 amino acids. The record is from RefSeq and is a predicted model, not a curated record. The transcript has 2 exons.
CCGCAAUAUCCUCAUGAUCAUGACAUCCUCAUCCGCCUCAUCCGUCUCUGAAGUUGAGGACCCUAUCGGCGCCGAACUCGACGCCGAAAUCUCGUCCCUGAAAUCCCAAAUAUCAACCCUCAAAUCCCAGCGCGCGCUCCAGGCGCGCCAUAUCCUCUCCUCUCACACCACCCACGCCAUCCUCUCACGACUCCGCGCCUCCAAACCCGCGCCUCCCUCCUCAUCAUCCAACCCCACCUCCUCCGGGCCUCCAGACGUCUCCCCUCUCCUCCAGACCUCCUCCCAGCAGCUUGCGCACAACCAAGAGAACCUCUACCGAGCAUGCGCCAGCAUCACGACAUUUCCGAUCCAGGACCCUGACCCGAACGCCGUGGACCACGGCAAGGUGCUCGGGAUCCGGAUCGACGUGUCGAGCUUGGGACGCUUCGCGCGGCCGUAUUACGUUAUGUUGAAUAAACCUUGUGUCGGGGAGGACGUGCUGAGGGUCCAUCGCCAUACGAUCCCGCCUUGUAUCCCGGUGGCGGCGCUGGCGGCGAGGUAUCUUCCUAUUGCGAAGGGGGCGGGUGAGGAAGGGGGAGCGAAGGGGGCGAGGAAACAGAAUCUGGGAAAGUUCAUACGUGCGCUGAGGAGGGAGAUCGUGGCGUAUCAUAACCGGACGACGGUGAUCAAGAGUCUGCGUAGGGAUUUCAAACUCGAUGAGGAUAGAGAGAAGAGGGGGAAGGGGAAGGGGAAAGAGAAGGAGAAGAUCAUCGCUGAUAUUAGCGCUGCCGAUGCGGAAGCAAAACAGGUCCGUAUUGAGUGGGUCGAUGGUAAGAUUGGACGCUGUGUUGUUGGGGAGAGCGGGAUGGUGGAGAAGUGCGUGGUGAUCGGUGAGCAGGGCCGCGAUUGGGAGGUCGAGAGGCGCAUUCUAGGCGGCGACAAGGGAGAUGCGAGCAUGCGGGGUAUUGGGGAGAGACUGCGGGAGGGCAUUUAUUGAUUGGGCAUUGGGUGGCGUUUUGCUAAGGCCAGGCGUUGGAGGGAGAUUUGUCUGAUACCCUGAAUGGUUACUGUUCCACUUUCAGUUCCCAUCUCACUUCCCAUCCCUAUUAGAUCAUACGUGGAUCGUAGGCCUAUGGACGGA